AUGUGGACAGUAGACAAUGAUCAGAGGACUCUCGUCGCCUCCAUGCCAAAUAGCCCGCAGCAGGCAACGUUCACUGCGCCACCGCCAGGACUGCCUUCGGAGUUUUAUAUCACAUCGGUCAAAGUCAUCGAUGACGAGGAAAAGGCACAGGGAGAGAAGGAGAUUUCGGAAUAUAGGCAACAAAAUGCAGUCGCUCAGUGCGACGAGACGCCAAUUAGCCCAGUCGACAAAGCUCUUCCGCUCCCACCUAACGAGGAGAAACGCUACGCUAUCAACGUCAACAUCAACAAAAGCAUGAUAUUCGACGACAUUAUGUUCAAUGCUGCAGCUUAUGCUGCAAGUCAAGUCUCAACCCCACAUGAGCGUGCACCGAGAUAUCGAUUCGAAGAAUACCUCCCACCCGUUUCAUCAAGCAAUAAUCCUCAAAUCUCUGUAACAAAGACCAAGGAUAGAGCAUCAAGCACCAUAAGCUCUGAGUAUGAACUAGAGAACUACCCACAUGGCAGCGGCUAUGCGGAGUCAUUCAGGGAUUCCAAGUCCGACACUGGCAGCAAUCACAGCGAGUCACAAGGCCUUGACCCCAAGGACAAUGCUUUGUCGAAGCUAGAAGGCGGCCUCUCUUUGCCGGAGUUGCCACCACCGAGUCCAAGCUUCAGCUUUCGCUCUUACGACUGGUAUCAAGACAUUAUCGGUGGUGAUCAGCUUGCUGUUGAGCCUCCAAUUCCAGGGUUGCCAACUCGCAACCCUGCAAGGGCGGUGAACCCUCUCUUUUCGCAUCCUCCAGAAGGCAAUUCGAGCUUUGUGUCAGUACCACUAUCACCGGCAUUCCCUUCACCUGUAGCAAGUUCACACCUACACCCGAGUUCGGCUCGGCUAUCCUACUUGCCCAGUCCGACCAGUCCGAAUUUCCGCUUGUCACCGACCAUCUACCAAAUGCCAAGUGCCAGUCAUGUAUCAAAAAUGGUACCAAGCUUACCGAGUACUCGUCCUGUGAGCGAGGCAUCGACUAUGCCACGUCACUCGCGCCGUUACACGUAUCGUUACUCGCGAUCUACCAGCUGGAUGCCUGAAGACGAUCUUGAAAUUCCCGAGGAUGAUCUGGCGCCUCCACGGUUCCCAAGAUACAACUCCAUGGUUGCAAGCAUAGUGCAAGGCAGCGAGGCCACCCAAACUGCGCGAACCUCUGCGCGCAACUCUGCACGCAACUCUGUAGGCAAUCGGAGAAGUCAAAGCGCGCCACGACCGCAAAGCACGAGUCACUACUCAAGAAGUUGGCUUCCAGAUGAUGGUUUGUAUCUUCCUGAGGAGGGCACAGAGCACACUUUCGAAAUCUUCAAACGCGAACAAUUGACGAGUAGGCCGACAAGCUACUCGCCUCUCGGUUAG
Ascochyta rabiei is the source of this 1386-nucleotide messenger RNA. RefSeq lists its product as uncharacterized. The transcript has a single exon. Lineage: Eukaryota; Fungi; Ascomycota; Dothideomycetes; Pleosporales; Didymellaceae. The record is from RefSeq and is a predicted model, not a curated record. Bases 1 to 1386 code for a protein of 461 amino acids.